AGCAGAUGUGCUGGAUCAGUGGGAUUUCUACAAACAGCUGUAGGGGUUUACUUAGCUUGAGACUCUCUCUUUCUUCUGUCCCUGUGCCUAGAGACUGUUGUUGUGCUCUGGGGAAAGGAUCUGAAUGUGCACUUUGUGGGGAUUUUUUGCUUUCGGAAGGUGUGGGAUGGACACCUGACUAACAACCUGUGUCGAGAGCAUAACGGACUUAAGGCCAAACGUCUUCUCUAAAAGUUCAGUGCAGACAGCUCCUUUUUGCUUGUCAGAUGAGGUGAAAGAAGAGCUGAAAGCAGAAACCUCCAUUGUUUCUGUACUGCCUAUAACGCGCAGAUCACAGAGGCAUCCGGGUCCAAAUAGAGAGAGAGAGAGAGAGAAAGAAAAGAUAGAAUUCUCCCACCCAGGCUCUUAUCCUGGAUGCUGAACUACCUGGAGAGGACAUCAGUGACCUGGUCCAUGGGUACCAGCACCUCUCUGCUCCUAGGGAAGGUUUCACUAGGUCCUGAGUCAGGCUAGCAUGAAAAGAGACAAGUGCCAUGGCGAUGGGGAGACAGACUGCAGGGCAGAGCUGGUCUUUGUCAACGGAGGCUGCAGUGACCCUGCUGAAGAUGAAGCUUCUCCCCCAGCUCUGGAAGCAAAUGGGAGGCCCAAUACACAAGAUGCUGUGGACCUACGAAUAGUGUCCACUAGGAGCAAGAAGAUCGGCAAGGAAGACGUCUCCAAGGAAGACCUAUCUUGGCCCAUGAAGCUCAGCAAGGCUCCGGAGGUGCGAACGCGCGGUGCUGCCGGCUGGGAGAGCAGUCUGAGGCAGAAGCCUCCAGCUCGCAGGAUAUUCCAGGCAGGACUUAAAGAAGAGAAUGACCUGGAGAGUGACAAGGAGUCCCUGGCUCCCGUUCGGUGCUCCAAGAGGAGGACAGCUAUGUCUGUCCAGGUUGCCAUGAUUGACCUCACUGAGGAGGAUUCCAAGGAUUCCUCCCAGAGCAGCAGCACCACGUCUGCCAGCAGCACCCAGGAGGACCAGAACGGAUCCCCCGAGCUCGUCGCUGGGGAGCAGGAGAGCAGAGUUGCGGGGGAAGUGGUGGAAUACCAGGAUGGGAAAGAUUUUGGAAUUGGGGAGCUCGUGUGGGGGAAGAUCAAGGGCUUCUCCUGGUGGCCGGCAAUCAUCGUCUCCUACAGAGUCACGUCCAAACGUCAGGCAAUCUCCGGAAUGCGCUGGGUGCAGUGGUUUGGGGACGGGAAGUUCUCCGAGGUUUCAGCAGACAAGCUGGUGGGCCUGAUGGCUUUUAGGCAGCAUUUCAACCACUCUACGUUUAAUAAGCUGGUCUCCUAUCGACGAGCCGUGCACCAUGCUCUGGAGGUUGCCAGGAGCCGGGCAGGGAAGACGUUCCCAGGCACCCCUGGGGAGUCUCUGGAAGAACAGCUAAAGCCCAUGAUUGACUGGGCGUUGAGUGGCUUCAAGCCCAUGGGAUGCAAGGGACUGAAACCGCCGAAAACUCCAGAGAACGGAGUGGCUCUCCUCAAGAAUGGCAUUGAAGAGGUCUGUGCCCCUGAACACUGCCCCCCGGCCAAGCGACUGAAGACUAACUUCUGCAACAACAGCAAGGAGCGGGUGGAGGAGGACCAGAGCAGAGAGCAAAUGGUUUCCGAAGUCACAAACAACAACAGGAGCCUUGAAGACAGUUGUUUAUCGUGCGGGAGAAAAAACCCAGCCACAUUCCACCCGCUGUUUGAGGGGGGCCUUUGCCAGACUUGCAGGGAUCGAUUCCUGGAGCUCUUUUACAUGUACGACGAGGACGGUUACCAGUCCUACUGCACCGUGUGCUGCGAGGGCAAGGAGCUGCUGCUGUGUAGCAAUGCCAGCUGCUGCCGGUGCUUCUGUGUCGAAUGCUUGGAGGUCCUGGUAGGGCAAGGUACCUCGGCCAAGGCAAAAGAGCAAGAGCCCUGGAGCUGUUACAUGUGUCAACCACAGAAGUGCUAUGGGGUGUUACAGCGCCGACCGGACUGGAAUGUACGGCUGCAAGACUUCUUCACCAGCGACAAAGGACAGGAAUAUGAUGCGCCUAAAAUCUACCCGGCAGUGCCUGCAACAGAAAGGAGGCCAAUCAGAGUGCUGUCCCUAUUUGAUGGCAUAGCAACAGGUUACCUGGUUCUGAAGGACCUAGGCAUCAAAGUGGAGAAAUACAUCGCCUCUGAGAUUUGCGAAGAUUCCAUUGCUGUGGGAACUGUCCGCCACGAAGGGAACAUCACAUACGUGCAUGAUGUCAGGAACAUAACCAAGAGAAACAUUGAGGAGUGGGGUCCUUUCGACUUAGUGAUUGGUGGAAGCCCCUGUAACGAUCUCUCUAUUGUGAAUCCUGCCAGAAAGGGUCUGUAUGAGGGCACUGGAAGGCUGUUCUUCGAGUUCUAUCAUCUCCUCAAUUACGCACGUCCCAAGGCGGGGGAGGAACGCCCCUUCUUCUGGAUGUUUGAGAAUGUUGUGGCCAUGAGAGUCAAUGAUAAAAGGGACAUUUCUCGAUUUUUGGAGUGCAACCCAGUUAUGAUCGACGCCAUCAAGGUAUCCGCUGCACACAGAGCGCGCUAUUUCUGGGGCAAUCUGCCUGGGAUGAACAGGCCUCUGGUAGCUUCCAGGACUGAUAGAGUUGAGCUUCAGGACUGCCUGGAGUACAGUAGGAUAGCAAAGUUGAGAAAAGUGCAAACCAUAACGACUAAAUCCAACUCCCUCAGGCAGGGGAAAAGCAUGCAGCUCCCAGUGCUCAUGAAUGGGAAAGAAGACAAUUUGUGGUGCACUGAGUUAGAAAGGAUUUUUGGCUUCCCCCUUCACUACACGGAUGUGUCCAACAUGGGGCGUGGAGCUCGUCAGAAGCUACUCGGGAGAUCGUGGAGUGUCCCGGUCAUUCGGCACCUCUUCGCCCCGCUCAAGGAUUAUUUUGCCUGUGAAUAGCAGGGAUUCCCUUGUCUCUUCUGGUAAAGAUGCACUAGCUCAACUGCCUGUGUGGGAGAGGGAAGGAAGAGAACGGCCCACAAGCUCCAUUACUUGGUAGGAAAUGGUCCCCCGAGCCACACGCUUUGGGAAGGAAGUGUGGCCCUGCAGGGAGAGCGUAGGAAACUUUCUUUAACCAAAGAACCUGUUAGGGUGACUUUUUCAAAGGGACAGAAGACAACGCUCUUUAGAAAAUACCGAACACAGAAGCUAGCUUACCCCACCCAGGAGAGCGUAGGUAUGGUGGAAGAGACCGCUAUGUCUCACACAGAGCAUUAACCAUUCCAUUUUACUGUACAAUUGAAAAGUAGCGAUUCAGAGGCUGGGUGGUGAAAGCCGCUGGCUGGCGGGCUGCAACCAUACUUGAAAUAGGUAGAAACAAGGCUUUUGUGGGGAAAAAAACCCAGCCUCUCAAAACAGUUGCUAAGAAAUCGGAACUGUAGCCACAGGUAUAAAGAACCCUGUCAGGUUACAUACACUGAACAAACCAGCGGGAUACAAGAACCAAAUAGCUUUUUACAUUUUUUUUAUUUGUUAAAGUUGAAUUUUGUUUUUAAACUUUUGUUGCUGCUUUAAGGCAUUACAUGAGAAUGUGGAAAUUCCUAGACCUGAAUGUAGCUGAAACUGAACUGUGAGGUGAUAGAAUUACUGUUCUAGUUAGAGCUAAAGAAAUGUUGUUGUUUGUGUCUGGCUGUAGUUUUACCAAUAUUCACUCCUUCCUUUUUAAAACAUUCUUUUAAUUUUUACAUUAAGAACAGCUGAACAGCUAGAAAGGUAAAACAUUCGUCAGUUUCUGGAGAGUCUGGGCUCCAAAGCAAAAAAGGAAAAUGUUCUCUUAACGUUUUGCAAACCAAUGUGCUGAAAUGGGCAGGAAGGGGCAGCACUCAUGUUCAAUGCUGGUUUUUUUUUAAAAACCUCAAAACUUUAUUUUUAUUAACAGUUUUAUAAACCUGAACAGUGUUGCCAACACAGUGUUGUCCAAUCCUGAUCCCACUAAGUCACCGGGGUGAAAUCCUGGCCCUGUUGAAGUCCAUGGCAAGACUCCCAUUGACGUCAGUGCAGCCAAGAUUUCACCAAGGAAUUUUGCUCUGGGCUUUGGCCUGAUUCUUCUCCCGGGUUAGUCAGUGGUGCUUUCGCUACUGACUACAGUGGGGCUGGAGCAGGCCCGUGUAAAGGGAACCCUCCUGCCAUGGAGUAAACUCUCGACACCCCCCACCCUCCUUCGGGAGAGUCCGUUUUUAUUAUAAGGUGAAUCAGACAGAUUCCCACUGUUCUUAUCUCAUCUGCCAUCCCUGCACAUACAGCUAAUGUCUGUUAAGAAGCAUAGAGGGACAUAUUUUUACUCUGAUCUUUGCCCGCCCACAGGCACCAGUUGUGUGCAUGGCCCCGGCCUUGGCAGGUGUAAUCACCUACCCAUUGUGAAGUGGAUGAUGCCCUUUGCUGAGUUGGGUUUGACCCGGGUUGAAAAUCUGGCUUCAGGCUGAACAACCAACUAUGGAUCUAGUGCCACUGGACCCUUCCUGUCUAAUCCACUGCCAUGCUCUGAGAAAGGGACGUCCCAGUCAGGUCUGGCCAUCGUGCUGGUGGCUAGGGCAGACCUGCUUCCCCAGCGCCUUGCUGAGGGCCUCACCUUACUUCCUGCCUUUACUGGAAAAAACAAACAUUUGCAAUGUUGAAAGAAACUCCCAAGACUGACUAGCGCUUACUGGAUCCUGAAUUGGAUAAAGCCUGGACCCAGAGAUUUCAGCUCUCAAAUACAGUAAUCAUGGGCCGGGCAAGCUAGUGUGUAGGGCUCUCAUGCAUAUCGUACAUACACCAUGAUGAACAGUCUCUCUGACAGAUCUACUAAUGACACAGGGAAGUCACUUUAUAGGGAAGUCAGACUUUUUCCCCACAGAGCUUCCCCUAAAAGUGGCACCCUCCUGUGCAUAUUGCCAUGCUUUGAAACAAUCCAGGACUUCAGCUCCUCUGUCCUCUCCUAGCUCUGUUCUUCACUCAAACCAGUGGCCCCAGUGAAGUGACGCACUUUUUAUGCUCAUGCUUAACAGAACACAUGUGCUUCUAGAAGUGCUUUGCUGAAUUGCAGGAAGUGUUGCUUUAUCUGAUUUGACUGAAAGCAAAUGCCAUUGCAUCUAAGAAAAGGCUCGGGCAAGAGGCAGACCAAUGGACUCUGGCUAGUCGUUGCAAAGGCUUCCAUUUCUAAAUGAAGAGACGCCUCUGUCUCCUAUGGCAAAGUAAACACCAGCCUGGCCCCCCAGACACGCUUGCAGGCUAUGUGAAAAGCUAGGCAAACAGCAGUCUUUCCGCAUUGUGCUCAGCAGCCUUCCUAAAGGGCAGCCUCCACUUUAACAAGGAUCCAUGAGAAAUGAGAGCGUCCCUAUCUCUGCUCCUUCUGCCCCUCCUUGAUAACAGGAGACCCCUGUGCAUUUCCUUGCCACGUCCUAGAAGAGGGCAUCAUCCCCAGUGGAUGAAGACCCUCGUGUUUCCCACUCCUCGCAGGGUGUAGCUUACCCUGUGUCGAGCUGUUUUUGCAGCUGCAGCCUGCCUCCUCUUGAUGCCCAGGUCGGGAGUCAGUUGGGAACUGACAGCGGGGGGAAGCAGGUCACAGCCGUGGGAGACGGGUUUUCCCACAGAGGAGAGGAGAGACUGAGUAGCGCUCUCCUCUCAGUCCUACCCCGUUGCACUUGGAAACCCUGUCAGUUAGCUGUUCCCACGUGACAUCCACUUGAGAAUGCACUGACUUCCAAAACGCUGAAGAAAAACCAGCAGCGCUCUCCUGUGUGCUACCUCCAAUCUUUCUAAGCAACUCAGGGACAAGAAGCAGCCUAUCAUCUCCCUUCGUCAUCUCACACCCAUAAACUACACAGAUGUGACUCAGGAGACACAUGGGGCCAGAUUUUCAAGUGAUGUAGGUGUUCAAAAUGGUCUUCUCACCUGAGCAUGCAACUGACAAGUCUGCACACAGGAAUGCACAUGCAGCUGGCUAAUUGGGUGCCUCUGUGUGCAAAGUUGGAGGAACUCCACAUGCAUUUACAUGCCUACCUCGCCUGAAACUCUUGAACCAAAAGCUAAACCUGACCCCUAAACCUGUUCUGGAUCUGGAUUAGAACACUAACUCCUCAUCCCAGCCCUAGUUUACUGUCAUGUGAAAGCGUUUGAUAGUCCCUGAGCUCCAAGUGGGUGGACCGCAGAACCCCCUAGAGGAGAACAGAGUUUUGCAUGUUUGCAGGAGUCUGCCUACAUGGAGCUCCUGGCAGAACUGAGACUUUAGAUUCAAGUGAGACAAGAAGAUGACAAAAUCCCCAUGUGAGUCCUCCAUUUAUUUUAGCCUUUGACCUUUUUUCAGACUGGAUUAACACACGCGACCUCAACUCAGCUUUAUCUUUGAAUUCUCUACCCCAGUUUUUAUAUCCUUCCCUUCCUCAUCAAAAGAAAAAUAAAUAAAUAAAUAAAUAAAUACAAUGCAGAAGAUUUGGAAAGCAAAGAAAGAUUAGGAAGAGAGGAGUAAGAGUUGUUUUGGCAUUAAAUUUACAUGUAAAAUUGUAAUCUUCCACAAAAUAUUUUUCCCUGUAAAAUCUGCCUUUUAUUACAAAUGUUUAUACAAAUGUUUUCAGGAGAGAGCUGCAUUUCAGGAAUGCUAUUUUAAUGAUUCUUAAAGGCCUUUUACUCUCAUUGGUGCUAUUUUUUUAGACUAAGGAUUUUAAUGUCAAAACUUUUGUGGGUGAUCUUUUAAAAUCACGACAAGCUUGUAUUUUUGUUGUGUUGCAAUAAUUCAUGUUUUCUGUAAAAUCGGCCUAGUACCAAAGUAUGAAAAAUCAAAACUGUGCCUUGUCUAAACAGUUUUACUCAUUUUCUUAUGAAAAAGAAAAAAGAUCAAUGCCCAGAGUUUACCUUAACGUUUAUCAGUUUAAUUAAAAUCAGUAUUUCUAUA
This is a messenger RNA of Chrysemys picta bellii (western painted turtle), 6908 nucleotides long. RefSeq names its product DNA methyltransferase 3 beta (gene DNMT3B). Gene Ontology annotation, biological process: negative regulation of transcription by RNA polymerase II. Gene Ontology annotation, cellular component: nucleus. The record is from RefSeq and is a predicted model, not a curated record. Gene Ontology annotation, molecular function: DNA (cytosine-5-)-methyltransferase activity, acting on CpG substrates; DNA binding. Lineage: Eukaryota; Metazoa; Chordata; Testudines; Emydidae.